GUCAGUCAGCUGAGAGAGGAACAACCCGACAACAGAAAGUCAACCAGGAAGACGCCGACGCUGCUAAACUAACCUACCGGUCGAUCGCUCCAUCAAGCACCGUACUUAGUUUACGCCCGGAGUCGUUUUAGUUUGUCUCUAUAACCUUUAUAUUUUAUAUAAUAGUCUGUAUAAAGGCAGAACGAUGGCUUCCCUUUUCAAGAAGAAGAAGACUGUCGACGAUGUCAUCAAGGAACAGUCGAGAGAGUUACGCGGCACCCAGAGACAGAUCACAAGAGACAGAACAGCUCUGGAGAGGCAAGAGAAGCAAUUGGAAGCAGAGAUAAAAAAAAUGGCCAAGAGUGGCAACCGGGAGGCAUGUAAAAUCCUUGCUAAGCAGUUGGUCCAGCUGAGGAAACAGAAGAACCGCACGUACGCCGUCAGCUCCAAAGUCACCUCCAUGAAUACGCAGACCAAGCUCAUGAACUCCCAAAUGAAGAUGGCCGGGGCCAUGUCUUCCACCGCAAAGACAAUGCAAGCCAUCAACAAAAAGAUGGAUCCUCAGAAGACGAUGCAGAUGAUGCAAGAUUUCCAGAAGGAGAACAUGAAGAUGGACAUGACGGAGGAGAUGAUAAACGAUACCUUGGAUGACUUCUUGGAUGAGUCUGGAGAUGAAGAGGAAUCUCAGGACAUUGUCAACCAAGUUCUGGAUGAGAUUGGUAUUGAGAUCUCAGGAAAGAUGGUCCGAGCUCCGGCUGCAGGAAAGAACACCCCCGAUGCCGCCGCCGCCUCGUCCAAACAACCUACCAUGUCUGACGAUGAAAUCGAGAGACAGCUCCGCGCCCUCGGCGUGGACUAACAGCUUCUGAUCUCUUUCAUAUGGCGACUGACGCACUGACUUUGACACAGGUUAAAUGGUUACACACACACACUGACACGCAUCGACAGACAUUUUACCGUUUUGUCGAUUGCUCUACUUCUACUCAAAUAUUUAUUACGACAUUAGAGAGCUGGCUGAACGAUCUGCGCUCGACUGGAAAAAAGCCGGAUGCCGCCUGCACUCUUGUUCACAGUGCAGCUCGUUUUCUUCGGAAGGGCUGCAGCGCAUACUUAUGCAAAUCAUCUUCUAUCUUUGCUGAAACUUGACUCUAUACAAAAUCAUAUACUACAUAUUUCUUUGCUUCCAAUUAGUCGUAUUCCUUUUUUGGGAGUGUAAAAUGCACACAAUGAGUGAAGCCUCACAGGUUGAAACCUCAGCUUCACAUUAAAGUAAUUGGUGAAUCAACUCUGUACAGAUUGUGACACUUUUGACUAUUGGUACUAACUGAAGAUGUUGCUGUUUGCUGUAGAGCAUUCUAUGCUAAUUGAGGAGGGGUUUUUUUUUUAGGAGGGGGGGUUCUCUUGGUUGGUCUUUAUCUUCUUGUAUAAAUCACACAAGUUCUUCAGGGAUUGCAGGUUGCCGCCUGUCCUGCCAUCUCGCUUCCCUUUUAGCUGCUGUGCAGUUAUGCAUUUUCAUUGUUUUUUUUGACGAGCUGCCUGUUGUCCAAAACACACACACACACACUGCAAAGAGAUUGUCACUGUGAUAACAGAGGUGUUCCUGCUCAUUAUGAUCUUUGAGUGACCAUGAGUAACACGGAAACAUUUCUCUUCUGUCUUAGGGCAUUUUUUUGCUUUGUUACGUUUCCCUAGAUUUUUUUUUUUUUUUUUGCAUGUAUCUCUCAUGCACAACAAACGAGUUUAAUAAUUCAGUCAUACAUUUGUAAACAUCUUUGAGAAGAUUCAUUGAGCAAAAACAUCUUUGAACUUUCGAUUGCUUGGGAGGUUUUAUUUUGUGUGUAUGUGCACUUGUUUCCUUAAUUACUGGACUGUGUAAAUGGGAUUUUAUAAGUAAUAAAAUUUCUUCUGGUACAA
Syngnathus acus (greater pipefish) is the source of this 1893-nucleotide messenger RNA. It is a transcript of the gene chmp2ba, whose product is annotated as charged multivesicular body protein 2Ba. Gene Ontology annotation, cellular component: multivesicular body; ESCRT III complex. Gene Ontology annotation, biological process: protein transport; endosome transport via multivesicular body sorting pathway; late endosome to vacuole transport. The transcript is spliced from 6 exons. NCBI's taxonomy places the organism in Eukaryota, Metazoa, Chordata, Actinopteri, Syngnathiformes, Syngnathidae. The record is from RefSeq and is a predicted model, not a curated record. The coding region runs from base 185 to 838 and encodes 217 amino acids.